CCCACCUCAGGGUAUCAGUUGUCGGACAGUCGUUGAUGCUUAACCACAGCUGGGGUUAAGAAGACGGUGUUCGAAGAAGGACGUAAGUAUGGAGGGGCGGCAGGUGAUGUGCAGGUCUGCAGGGGAUCAGGGCAGUGGCCAGCACGCUGGGCAGAGCCCGUCGAGAACUUCAAGGCCGUCGGAGCGGCCUGGGUACGCGCACCUGCCACCGCGCUUGCAGCCUCUGUCGGACACGUCUGACGAGGAGGAGGAGGAGAGACGCUCACGGACCGUGCCGCUGGGUAGCGGGUCCACCCAGGAGUGGGUGGCUACAAAGCUCUGUGGAAGCCGCGGCGGCGGUUGUGCCCAGUCGUACACCGAACUCCCCCAGCAGGGGCUCAGUGGCGAUGAGGGCGAUGGCGGCGUCAAUCUGUCAUUCGGGCUGUGUAGCGGGAGGUCGUCGGCUGCGUCGCGAACGGUGAUCAUCAACAACCACGCCGAAGACGACGGUGGGCAGGUGACGACUUUUGCGCGGUCGUCGAAGUCUCCAACGCCGAUCCGGGAGGCGUCGGGGAACAACAGGGAUCCUCCGAGGCAGCAAUACAGGACGCCGUCUGUGUCGAGGGGUGCGUCAGCUCGCCCCCUGUGGAUGCAGUCUCCAUCUCCCCUGUCCGCCAAUUCCACUGCAGACCGCCGUCGAGCCGAAUGCCGGGAGACGGAUUGUGGCAUCGACGAUGUUGGUGAUGCACGGGACGGGAGGGAGCACAACGCGGGAGCUCCCACGGGCCUGUUCUUGGAAGCGUUUUUGCAGCUCUUGGAGACGAGCAGAGGCAGUCGAUCGAGGCCGUGUGUUGAAGGUGCUUUGCGUCUUUCUGGUGGUGGUGGGCACUGGAAGUUGGUACUUGGAGGCGAUCUAUCGAAGUACACAUGCUGCGCAGGCUACAUGCCAUGUAGCGGCAAAUGUGGAGAGAAGAAUUGCCCUGCCUUCUGCCUGGGAUUAGAGGUGUGCAUGUGUUUCUCCUCGUCGGUUGCGUCGACACGUUUUCUGCUUCAGGACGAAUACAAUAUCAAGAACACGAAGUGCGACAACUGCCUUAUCGGAUUCAUGUUCUGUCUCUCGCAACUGGCAUGCGUCUGUCGGAUUGUCGCAUUCCUCACGGACGUCGACGCGAUCGAUUCGGCGUCCGAUAUGCUGACACUGGCGUCGGAUGUCGUGUACUGCACUGUCUGCGCGUGCCUGCAAACACAGCACAAGGUUGAGCUGGAUCAACGGGCCGCCGGGCACCGAGGAACGAUGGUCCAGCCACCUCCCGAGCAGUCCAUGUACAGGUCGGAGGCCCCAACUUAUCCGAAUAACUCCGGCGCUGCAGUUGGGCAGCCUUACCCUAUGCAGGCUCCCGUCGUCGCGCAGCCUUAUUCUGCGUACCCACAGCCAGGUGGUCCCCAAGCAUAUCCGGGAGCUAUGGCCCCGGGUGGUCCUCAAGGGUAUCCGGGAGCCAUGGUGGCACCGGGGUAUGGAGUACCUGCGGCACCCAUGGCCCCCCCUCAGGCGUACCCGGGACAGCCUCAGCAGCAGCAUCUGUUCGGGCAGCAUCCAACCUACUGAUUGUUGGCGCCGAGAUUUCCCGAAUGACCUGUUACUUACCCUUUAACGUCCCUCUCGAGAAAGUCGCUGUUUCCAUAUCAACUGGCAACAGUGCUUCUGUAUAAAGACAGGGAAUACGACUAUGCGCUGCCCCUGUAUUAGGAGGUGGGAAAUAUGGUGAACUACCUGCCCCCUGCGCCCUCCCCCUGUGCGAAGAUGGGGAAUAUAUCGAUGCUUCUUUUUUUUCACAGUAUGUAUGUACCUUUGGGGAAAACCUCUUCUCUGCGUUGCGAAGUGAGAGUAGUUACUUUCUAUAGUCAGCGCACAUCAUUACCUUAUUAGGCUGCAUGGCACAAGAGGUGCCAUUGCAAGCCGCACGUCCCUUAUUUCAAACUCGGUGCCUCAGCUUGGGGAGUCUGGCUGGGUCAAGCGAGGAUGCGUCCCGCAGACCAUGACAGCUUGGGGAGUCUGGCUGGGUCAAGCGAGGACGCAUCCCGCAGACCAUGACAUCGCACAGCGAUCGCAAACAACAUUGCCACAGCAGGCUCGGGGAUUGCCUUCAAAUCCACCGCGGGUUUUCAGCUCACUCAGUACUCUUCUUUGCGACUGUUGAAAUACAGACCUGACCUGAGUUCAAAUCCAGCUGGAACAAGAAAUGUACCAGAGAUUGAGAACGGCAGUUGGCAUGUGCAAAAUGUAUGACCGGCUGAGGGAUUGUGUCCAAAUCCAACAGGUUUUCAGCUCCGUCCGUACUUCCUUGAGCUGUUGAAAUACACAGACCUGACAUGAGUUCAAAUCCAGCUGGAACAAGAAAUGCACCAGCUAUCGAGAACAGCAGUGGCAUGAGCACAAUGUAUGGCAGUCUUGAGGGGUUGUGUUCAAAUCCAACAGGUUUUUCAGCUCCGUCGAUACUUCCUUGAGCUGUUGAAAUACACAGACCUGAGUUCAAAUCCAGCUGCAACGACACCAUACACAUUGAUCGAGGACAGCAUUGGCAUGUCUACACUCUAUGGCAGACUCAAUGGGCCUGUGUGACUAAGUUCGUACCCCCGUGGACUGUUUAAAUACAGACCUGUGUUCAUACCCAGACGGACCUUGACGAAUGAAAUCAAAGAGGACACAUCUUGGGCUUUUAUAGCUCAUCAGUUGGUACUCGCUUUUACCUUUUAAAUGCGGACCGGAGUUAAAAUCGACGGGGCAACGCGGGCUUGAAGUAUAUGGGUACUUAACGUGAACGAUGAAAUGCGAGCGGAUACCAAGGGAGGGCUCGUUGGACGGGCAACGCGAAGAAGGAACGUACUAACGUACCGAUGAUGUCUGCAUUUCUGACGCGUGAGAUUUUCUAAUUUGUCGGUAUGGUGGGCUAUUUAUUGGCCAUGAAAUGUAGCGGGGGUGAGCUAGAGGAGCAUGCUAGCAGCAUAGAAGAUAUGGGUUGCCUUGUAGCGCUCAAAGUAAUCUGUGAAGAGAUGGGUAGCAAGCUUGCUCUCCGUAGGAGGCUGGAGUGUGACCAUCCCUGAGAUAUAUUUGAAUGAAAUUGAAUCCUAAUC
Chara braunii is the source of this 3111-nucleotide messenger RNA. The record is from the annotation of a GenBank genome assembly. NCBI's taxonomy places the organism in Eukaryota, Viridiplantae, Streptophyta, Charophyceae, Charales, Characeae.